This is a messenger RNA of Menidia menidia (Atlantic silverside), 4962 nucleotides long. NCBI's taxonomy places the organism in Eukaryota, Metazoa, Chordata, Actinopteri, Atheriniformes, Atherinopsidae. The record is from the annotation of a GenBank genome assembly.
AGAAAACUAACUUUUUAUGGUAAAGUUGGAGGAGUUACUAGGCUUUACUUUGAUGGUCAAAAACCGGAAAUUAGGUUGUUAGCUCCGCGAGUUUAACAGUUCACUUUAGCUCAAAUAGUGUCCAAAAAGUAAAGUUUUUUUCAGAAUGUGUGUUCAAAGCUCUGCGGAGGUGUGCGUAUAAAGUCAAACCGUCAAAUAUUAACAAACACACACUGUCAUGGCGACAGUGACCCGAUAAGUCUGGGUUUGAUUAGUCGAAAAUAUUUCAGCCUCUCCCCGAAAUGUAAAAAAUAAUUUCCGGAUCUCCGAGUUUGACCCCUGCUUAUUUCCGUCUCCGACAAGUUAGAGAGCCAGCCAAUCCGAAGAGAUACUCGUUAGCUAAUCUCAUCUGAGUUUGUUAAUCCGUUCACACUUGUUGGACUCACAGUGGGACAGAUUCCAGCCGCAGGACGCCCGUGUCCCACCGUCCCUGAAGAGGCGUUCAGGUUCCGGGUAAACUCUAACUAAACGGUCUUUUCACUUUCGGCCGGCCGUCUGGGGAACGUGCCCUAAAAGACCGUCCAAUGGAUGCUUGGACUGAACUUUUUUCCGAAACUAUGAGGAAUAAAGUUGAAGCUCCAACGGUCCCUCGGUCCUCUUAAUUGAGUCGCGAGGGCAUGAGAGCGGGUCCAAACUUUGCGGAGCCUCGGAAAGAAGAGACGCGAUGGCGGCACGCGGAAGACGGAACCGACCCAAGUUAGUUCUCCUCCUUUGCGGAGUCACCCUGCUGGGAUACGUGAUAUUUUUCCGACACGGCUCCGGGGAAGCCGGCGGCGCCGACCGACGGGAAGCCCCCGGGGAACCGGAGGUGGUGGACGGCGACGAGGAGCUGAGGAGACCCGUUUACGAGAAGCCCCCUCUGGACUUGAACGCACCGGGGGAGAUAGGCAGACCCGUGAGGCUGAACCUGAACGCGGAGGAGAAAAGGAAAGAGGAGGAAAGCCUCAAGAAGCACCAGAUUAACAUUUAUGUCAGUGACAGAGUGUCGCUGCACCGCCGGCUGCCAGAGAGAUGGAACCCGCUAUGCAGAGAGCUGAAAUAUGACUACAGGUCUUUGCCGACCACAUCUGUGGUCAUCGCCUUCUACAACGAGGCCUGGUCCACCCUGCUGAGGACGGUCCACAGCGUGCUGGAGACCUCACCGGACGUCCUGCUGAAGGAGGUGGUGCUGGUGGACGACUACAGCGACAGAGAGCACCUGAAGGAGCCCCUGGAGAAGUACCUGUCGGGCGUGAGGAAGGUGCGUCUGAUCCGGGCCACCAAGAGGGAGGGGCUGGUGCGCGCCCGCCUGCUGGGGGCCUCCAUCACCACCGGGGACGUGCUCACCUUCCUGGACUGCCACUGCGAGUGCCACGACGGCUGGCUGGAGCCGCUGCUGCACAGGAUCAAAGAGGAGCCGAAGGCGGUGGUGUGUCCCGUCAUCGACGUGAUCGACUGGAACACCUUCGAGUAUCUGGGCAACUCCGGCGAGCCCCAGAUCGGGGGCUUCGACUGGCGCCUGGUCUUCACCUGGCACACCGUCCCGGAGCACGAACAGGAACGCCGGCGCUCCCCCACCGACGUCAUCAGGUCUCCAACCAUGGCCGGUGGUUUGUUUUCUGUGAGCAAGAGCUAUUUCCAGUACCUGGGGACGUAUGACACCGGGAUGGAGGUGUGGGGAGGAGAGAACCUGGAAUUCUCCUUCAGGAUCUGGCAGUGCGGGGGCAGCCUGGAGGUCCACCCGUGCUCCCACGUGGGUCACGUGUUUCCCAAAAAGGCCCCGUACUCCCGGGGCAAGGCGCUGGCCAACAGCGUGAGAGCGGCCGAGGUCUGGAUGGACGAAUUCAAAGAGAUCUACUACCACCGCAACCCCCACGCACGGCUGGAGGCCUUCGGAGAUGUGACCGAGCGGAAGAAGCUCCGGGAGAAGCUGGCUUGCAAGAGCUUCAAGUGGUAUCUGGAUAAUAUUUACCCAGAGAUUUACGUCCCACACGACCGGCCAGGCAUGUUUGGGAUGCUGAAAAACAGGGGAAAGACCAGCUACUGCUUCGACUACAACCCCGUGGACGACCACAUGAUGGUGGGCCAAAGGGUCAUCCUGUACCCCUGUCACGGCAUGGGCCAGAACCAGUUCUUUGAAUACUCGGUGGAUGGGGAGAUCUGUUACAACACUAGAGAUCCAGCAGGAUGUGUCAUGGGUGACAGCGUCAGUACCUACUUAACCGUCCAGCUGUGCAAAAAACGAGGACAGCCUGUUCCAUUAGAUCAGAAAUUUGUCUUCCGAAAGGAUGGAAGCCUGUACCAUGUCCAGAGCCAGAAGUGCGUGGAAGCCUUGGACAAGACGGACAACGGGACCCCGGCCCCCUCCCUCCAGCCCUGCUCCGACAGCCUCAGCCAGAAGUGGUUCUUCGAGGAGAGAAUGUGACGGGACGAAAUCACCCUUGGGAGCGUAUUUAUUUGGGGAAAAAUGGUUUUGUUAAUGUUUGCUUUGCCUUAAAAGGAGCCCGGGUGAUAAUUCAUCCAGGCUUCUCCUCCGACUUUAAAUGUGUGCACAGUUUUUGUGCAGCAGCUGGACCAACGGGAAAUGAUCCCGACGAGCUCUUAUUAUUCUUUGAGGCACUUUGUUCAGGGAAGCACAGCACCGGGGGGAACAUGCUUCACCCUUCUAAUGAAGGAGAUACUUGAGAAUAAGUGACAAUCUCCUCCACGACUCGCUGGCAUCAUCCUUGUCUUUCAGUCUGAACCCUCUGCUGCCAUCACAGUCUUUUUUAAAAAGAGAUCAUUUUAGCUUCCUGGCUUUUUAGCACACAGGAAGAGAGACACACAAACACAAAAAAAAAGAGCAGCAUGAAUGUAUCAGUCUGUGUCUCAGAGCCUCUUAUGGGCUCGUGGACGUCAUGAUAAUAAUUUUACAUUUUUUUUUCUUUUUGGAAGAGCCUCCUCAGGAGCUGUCAUUUGAUAUUCUGGGGUUCUCCUGUAGAGGGGGCCCACGCGCCUCGAUUCCUUUCAUCGUCUCAAUUUGUCACUAGUAAGAGUUACAGAGGUUCAGGAGUUUUUGAGGAACUUUCUCAGAAAGCUGUAACUUACUGAGUCUCAUGUGUUCCAGUGGAUGAUCACAAAGCCAUAUAAUACACACACCACGCACCAAAGCCUGUGCCUCAGUCCUCUAACUUUAUCACCCGACUCCUAAUUACAAAAAAAACGGUGCUUUUUAAAAACGAUAAGCGGCUAAAACUGAUGCAUUCGUAGCCACAAUUCUUUGACUUACUUCAAGUUCAACCAGUUGUAUUUUUAGAUUAUUUUUUUUACCAAGUUGUUUCAGAUUAAUGUAAGUUUGUAAGGUUUACACAAGUUUGUGCAAUUGACCACGCUUAUUUGUCCAUCUGGAGCCAAGAAAGUGCCUGAUACAUAACAGAAAAAAAAAAAAACUAUAUAUAUAUUUUUUUGUAUGAUAAUAGGAUGAAGAUAAAUCACAUUGCUGAAUGUAUGUCCUCAGUAAGACAAAAAAAAAAAGGUGGCGGUGAGGUGUAAGACAUGGAAUCUGUGCCCGUGGAGAACAGAUUUAACUCGGGUGGGUCGUAUGGAUUUGUCUGUGCCGUGUCAGGACUCAUCUGUCACGAUCAGGCCGCGUUAGAUGCCUCUGAACUGGACGCUUGGAUCUCUGUGUGGCCCUCCCUCAGGCUACUCAGGACUAGACAGUCUGCUGGUGUCUCCAGAGUCUCUGGGAUGCCAGAUGACUAACUGAUGGGCUUUUUUCUGGACCUCUCCCAGUUCUUCCUCGCCUCUUUUUCCCCCUGCCGUGUCGGAGGUGUGCUCGUCCAAUAACCUACCGAUGAGCAAUAGUGCACAAUAAGAACCGAAGCAGAGAGAAAGUGGGAGCAUGAAAGAAGCCCUGGGCUCCUGCUGCUGAUUCAGAGGUGACGCCCUCAAUACGCUAAAGCAGCUAUUCCCGAACGAGAAUGCUUUUAUUUGCCAAAACGUUGCUGCUGGGACUUGUGAAUGUAUGAGCUUUCAUUCUGCGUUCCCAAAGAGGCCGCACUGCGUUGGCCAUUAUGCGCAUACAUUUAAGGAUUUAUCGCUCUCUGGAAGACAGUACCAUUAGGGAGACGUAUUAAGUUGGGCAAAGUUUUUUUUUUUUCUAAAUACCGGGCUCCAUUUCCCAGUAGUCUAUAAGCUUUCUUACUUUUCUUUUUUGUUGUCAGGAUAAUGAGUAGUACAUUGCUAAAUGCUUAGUGAAGGGGACCAAAUGACCAACGGGGAUUCAGUCUUUUAUAAAUGGAAGGGGCAUAUUUGUCUUGUGACCAUAUGAAUUGAUCUAAGGCUUAUAGGGGCUGUAGAAUGUCAUCGAUCUGGCUAAAGAAUUACACAAUCGGAAUGAGACACUUUGUCCAGUACAGGUCUUUUUUUCUGUAGUUUUCUGAAAAGUAAGACUUUGCUCUUUUCCAUCAGUUAAAGCUUUUGUUUUCCAGUUUUAUGCAGUGAUCACAAAAAGAAAAGCUGUAGUUCUCCACCUGUUUAUCCUCUGAAUCUCAGCACUGCAAAAAUAUUUUAUAUUAUUAAGAAAAGAGGCCGUUUGUCAUCACCAUGUUGCCAUCUGCUGUCCUGGACAUGAAUGGCAAAAAGGUUCUGUCGUAGAUCUGUAACCUUUGGAAGUUCAGACUCCGCCAUUUGAGCUUGGUUUAAAACACCAUGUACAUUUUUGUCUAACUGUGGCAAAUAUUCACAGGGAAAAACUGUUUUUAUAUUCUUAAGUUAUAACGUAGAGAUGAAAAUGCUGGAAUACAACAAAAUGUCAAAUUUGUGAAGCCUGUCUGUUGCCCCACUGCCUUUCUCUAUGAUUAGGGACAUAAUUCUUUUGUAUAUUUGCUGGAUCAAAUAAAAAUGAUGUCAGUGAACACCUUUUUACUUUUGUGAUUUGAAAUAUAAGAGAGAAAAAAAACACGA